Molecule: messenger RNA, 4032 nt
Organism: Porites evermanni
Lineage: Eukaryota; Metazoa; Cnidaria; Anthozoa; Scleractinia; Poritidae
Source: the annotation of a GenBank genome assembly
UGAAGCUGGUGUUCGAAACAGCGGUGUUUAUACCAUCGACCCUGACAAUGCUGGAACCUUUCAAGUAUACUGUGACCAAACAACAGCCGGUGGGGGGUGGACUGUGUUCCAAAAGAGACUGGACGGCUCGGUAGAUUUCUACCGUGGCUGGGAUGACUACGAACACGGUUUCGGAAAUCUGAAUAGUGAGUUUUGGCUCGGAUUGGACAAGAUACACCGCCUGACAAAUGGACACAGCAAGCUUCGGGUUGAUUUGGAAGACUUCGACAGCCAAGCAGCUUACGCUGAAUACGACUCAUUUGGUGUUGGUGAUGAAUACAGCAAGUACAAGCUGGAACUUAUUGGACAAUACGCUGGUAAGACGCAACACCAAAUUUAAAAAAGAAAUAAUAAUGAAGUUCCACGCCGUCGUAAGGCCAGUGCAGUAAUUUUAAAUUAAAGUUUAUACGAUUUAUGGGCGCGAUCUGUAAGCCAACAAACACGCUGCGAUUUAUCGGGCAAACCAUUCUAUCAAAAGAAAUUGAAUGCGAGUAUUAUUUCUCGAAUAAUGUUCCAACAAGAGAGAAUAAUCGGUCGGGGAGGCAAUCUUAGCCCGCUGGCCGAGAUAUGUGAUUUACACUAAAGUUAUAUUUAGAGGCUGGAUUAAACGGAAAUUUAUUCCGCGCAUUUAAAUCAAUUCUUUGAAACGUCACCACCAAGUCCACCACGAUUAACGCCUCGUCCAAAAUAAUUUGUUUUCGUUUGAAAAUGUAUUUAUUUCGCUGUGUUAAGGCCCGCCUUCCACACCUAUACGCUGAGCGUUUUCAUCCAAAACGCAUCGAUUGGAAAACGCUUUUGAAAGUAUCGCAUCGCGUGGAUGGUCGAAAACGCAUCAAAACGAAAACGAUGACGUCAUAUGUACCACGUGGGUCGUAAAAUAUCGCAGGGGCGUGCAUUUGUAUAGCCUGCGUGGCAGGCGUUCGAAAGGGAAGGGAAGGGAAUUAGGGCGCGAGACCACGCGCGUUUCUCUCGCGCCUUAAACUCCCUUUCCCAUCCCUUUAAAACGCCUGCCACACAGGCUAGCAUUUGUAGCAUGCGCGUAGGGUUCAACUUACGUCACAACGUGCAAUUGUACCGUUUUUGGACGUUUUAGUGUGGACAGUCAAAAAGGCAUCAAAACGGUAGCUUUGGAGGCGAAUCGAUCGCUGUGUUUUCGCUGACAACAAAAACGCAUUAGUGUGGACAGAGCCUUAUUGCGACACACCAAGAGAGCAUAAUAACCCCCUAUUCUAACUGACAACACUGAAUAAAAGUUUGCGGACCACUCCAGAAACCAACUUCCGAUAAAUUUGAAGCGUUUAAUUGGUGUAAAAAUAAUUUAGUGAAAUUCGCAUAUUCCAAGGGCGAGAAUGGGUGUUUCCAUCUUUGUUCCAAUCUCUCUUGGUUUCUUUGGUAUCUGAGUUUUAGCGCUAAAUAAGAUAUAGGAAGCCGUUUCUCGCGUUGCUAGGUGAUCGCUUCUCUUAUUCCAUCUAUUUUCAUUUUAAUAGACGGUCCGAAAACCGGGCACAAGUUACUUAACGGGCAAGCCGAGGCAAGCCUUUUGUGCCUAUUGUAGUAGAGAGACGCUCAUUAGUAAACCUAUACCGAAUUAGUAUGCAGGAAGACACUGACUAGGCACUUAAUUAGUAUGGAGGAACGUAAUUUUACCCUAGGUUAAAAAUAAUGGGUGACGUCAUAGACUAUCCCUAAAGCGACUAUCCCUAAAUUAUCCUUAGCUAUCCACCAACGGGGCUUAAAUUAAAGAAUUAAAUUUAAAAACUUAGAAGUAAUUUAAAAAACUGGCAACUGUUGUUCGGUAUUCCUGUACCCGAUCUUUAACUCAGACGUUUCUUAAUUUUACCGAUCUACUAUGUUUCAGCGAUUGCAUUGUUUUAACGCGAUUCUUCGAGAGUGUUGUAAGAAUAGUUUGUUCAUAGUAGCUUGCUAUAAGCACGCGUGAUUAUUCCAACUCGCUUUGUUUGACAGAUAUAGGCGAACUUCAGGGUCGUAACGAGUUAUAUGGGAUCAGGGAUAAAAGGCAAAAAAUGGGGUGGGAUCAGGGAUCACAGGCCCGGGAUCUGGGAUCCUUAGUCGUGGGAUCGGGAUCAGUACUGCUGUGAGGUGAUCAGGAACAGUUUUCCGACAAAAAAAUGCUCUAAGGGGAAGGACCUGCUCUCGUUUAAGAACUUAGUUGUAUUUUUGGCGUAACAAUUUGUUCCUGUACUUAAGUGUACGCAAUACGACUUUUUUUAGUACACCGCUGACUCUCGGUUGGGAGUUGCCUAGCUAUUGACUCAUUUUGUUUUGACUCAUUUUUUGUAACUAUACCUUACAUUCACUGAAAUAUCGAAUUGGUCUGGGUUUUUUGACUGCCAAACAAGGACUUAAUAAGAAAAAAUUCAUACAAUGGACGUUACCUUUAGCCAAUGAUUUCCUUCUGCACCCCGAACAAUGAUUUUAUACAUUCUCUUUCGACAGUGAAAACGAGGUUUUUCAAUGGACAAAACCCUGUUAUCACGGCAUCUGUUAUUGCGCUUGUUACUGUAACUUGUAUUUUUCUGCUGACCAUGCUCAACAGACAAUACAUGGUCUCUUGCAAGCCUUUAGCAGCUCCUGAUUCCAAACCUCUGAUCAACGCUCAUAUCAAGUGGCAAGUGUCGGGAGAAGACGGCAAAUAACGAAGCCUGUUCUUAUUAUGCUAGGGAGAAAGUGUGCGAAACAUCUUAAAUAAACUUACCAAGCCUUACAAGGCGAAGGAGUAGUCGAUCCUGGCUCUGUAAAAUAAUAUAGUUUCUUAGCUCGUUGUUCGGCAGGCCAGUGGCCUUUAUCUUCAACCAAAGAGACUCAAUCUCAUCUCGUUUUGCUACUUAAAACUUAGUCAAAAUUCUUUAAAAGUCUUGCCUUUUGCAGGUACCUUUUUAGAAUAGCUGUCCCAGCUUACUCCAUCCGCAGAAAGCUGGUAAACUGCUUACAAUUAUGUCAUGGGGUAACUCAACCGAAUAUAAUCGAAACAUCAGUAAGAGGAUUAAGUGAGAUGGAGAGGUAUACAACUAGAGGUCAUGUGGCUGAAAAGAGUUCACUUGGUCAACUGGUGCUACCAAGGCGACGACUGAGAAAAAGCUAGCUAGUGCAAACCCCAUUUAUUCUGAAUCGAUCAGCCAAUCUUACUGACAUUUCUUUUUGUGUGAAUAAAACUUUGCUAAAUGGAAUUGAUCUCUUUUUAAUUUAAAACGGACCGGGCAAAAAACAAGAAGGGGUUGGUUUGUUACAAAAACGUAACGGAUAUAAGAAACUUCCCGUAUUUCCGUCGAGUUUACAAAAUACGGAAACACGUUAUUUCGUCCUGUGAAACGCUCUAGAUGUGAGCCGUUUAAAGUGUAACUAUUAUGAUAGAAAUGAUGAUAACUAAUGGAACUGGCUAGAGUAAAAAACUCUCCAGUCAGUAACUUGGCUGGGACUCUGCUGAAGAAAUCGAGAGACACCUAAUUUUGCAUUUUAUUCAGGUCAGUAUCCGGAGCAAAUGUGUAGACUAGAAAGUAUCACCUAUUUACGUUCAUUUACAAGGGUGUGAUAAGUAGACUGUAACAUAGUUGAGGUUAAAUGCCCUAUUUGUAACGGUAAAAAUGCCCAUUUUACUUAUUUGGAGUGCCGCUACUCUCUCAUUUUCCCGCCGAAACGUCUAAAGAAAGGUUAGUUAGGACCAUUAAUAAAAAUCUACGGUAAGAAAUGAGAUUUGUGUUUAUAAUUUUAGGGACUGCCGGUGACUCUCUUACAGUGCAUCAUAAAAUGUCAUUCUCCACCAAAGAUCAAGACAAUGACCAAGCUAACGGGAGUUGUGCCAUUUGGUUCGAGGGAGCCUGGUGGUACAAAACAUGUCAUGUCUCCAACUUAAAUGGUCGCUAUCUUAAUGGGAAUCACUCCUCUUAUGCCAACGGUGUAAACUGGUUGCGCUGGAAAGGUUAUCAUUACUCCACCAAGCGGGCUGAAAUGAAAAUCAAACCAGUAGAAGCCUAA